This is a messenger RNA of Fusarium vanettenii 77-13-4, 774 nucleotides long. RefSeq lists its product as uncharacterized. The record is from RefSeq and is a predicted model, not a curated record. The coding region runs from base 1 to 774 and encodes 257 amino acids. The transcript has 5 exons. Gene Ontology annotation, molecular function: NADPH dehydrogenase activity; FMN binding; NADP binding. NCBI's taxonomy places the organism in Eukaryota, Fungi, Ascomycota, Sordariomycetes, Hypocreales, Nectriaceae. Gene Ontology annotation, cellular component: intracellular anatomical structure.
AUGGCCGCCAAGGAAAGUCCAUGCCCUCCAACCUCCGUCAUUGACAAUGUCGGGGCGAGGUUCCCCUUACUACACUCCAGCCCAACAACCACCAUCAGGCACCGCAACGGCGUCAAGGAGGACACAGAGACACCAAAACUCUUUACGCCUCUCACCAUCCGGGGUGUAACUUUCCAAAGCCGGCUCUUUUCGGCCCCGCUGUGCCGGUGCUCUGCCAAGGACGGCUACGCCACGGACUGGCAUCUCACGCAGUUGGGCGGCAGUACCCAACGAGGUCCGGGCUUGGCCCUUGACAUUGGUCUACGGGAAGACGACCAAAUUGAACUUCUCAAGACUUCGCUUACAGCCGGAACCGAAAAUAUCGGCAUUCAACUAAGCCAAGCUGGAAGAAAGUCGAGCACCAUGGUAUCAUUUCUCCACAAGAACCCCAAGGAGAUGAUCCUGAACCAAAUCGAGGUUGUCAAAGUCGCCUUUGCCGACGCCACAAAGCGAGCCGUCAAGGCCGGUCUUGAUGUUGUUGAAAUCCACGCCGCUCACGGGCAUCUGAUUUACCAGUUCCUCAGCCCAAUCAGCAACCAGAGCAAGGACAGGUACGGUGGCAGCUGGGAGAACAGGUUACCGGAAGGCUGGACCGUCGCUGACUCUUGCAAGUUGGCACCUAUCCUAGCUGAGCGAGACGCUGACUUCCUCGAGGUCAGCUCCGGAGAAACCCCCAAGGCCGCCAAGUAUCAGAUGAUAGUGCCAGCCAUCGGAAGAAUCAGCACGGCGACCUGA